AUGAGUGAGUUGUUAUUGGCCAGUAGCUCGCUGGAAUGGAGUGUUCUGAAAUUUAAAGGUGACGAUACUAAUUUGUCGUCUCAAGGGAAACUACUAUAUGCUUUUGAUACUCGGCAAUCAGGCGGGUAUACGUUCUAUUUGACUGACCUUGCCACCAUUUGGCAUGAAGAGGAGAGUGUUGAUGGUGUAAUAAGACGAGCUCGUGAUGCUUGUCCUUUCGAUGUUGAUAAUCCUGGUCAAAUACAGUUUUUACUUGACACUGUGAAAACUAGUCUCGAUGAUGGACGGGAUGUAGACCUGAAAUGGUCGGACCAUGAAACUAGGACCCUAACUGUCACAAAAGACCUCUCGCCUAUUCCAACUCCAAUCGAGUGGACAUUUUCUUUAAAACGUAAAGACAGUCGUUCGUCUAUUGCAAUUCUCGGAGGGUUUUCUCUCAGUCUUCUCGCUACAAUCAUGUCACUUAAUGCAAAAGUUCAAUCACUGGAAGGACUAUUGUAUGGUAAAGAUUAUCAUAUUGAUGAAUUAAAGGAACUGGCUUCCCGAAAAUAUAUCCCUCGUAAACAUGCCCCUGCUUAUAAACACUACGACAAGGCUAAUAGUAUGACUCCUGCCGCCAAUCCAGGAGGUAUACCCUCAAUUUUGAAGAGUGGGCUGCAACUGGCUCAAGAAUACCGUGUCGCAGUUCAUGAUUCGACCGCAAACCAAGACGAACUGCAAACCAAUGGCUCAUCUAAACCUGUGAGUACAGCCAUGAUCAGUACCUGUUGA
This is a messenger RNA of Sugiyamaella lignohabitans, 771 nucleotides long. RefSeq lists its product as uncharacterized. Gene Ontology annotation, molecular function: DNA end binding. The transcript has a single exon. Bases 1 to 771 code for a protein of 256 amino acids. The record is from RefSeq and is a predicted model, not a curated record. Gene Ontology annotation, biological process: double-strand break repair via nonhomologous end joining. Gene Ontology annotation, cellular component: DNA ligase IV complex; nucleus. NCBI's taxonomy places the organism in Eukaryota, Fungi, Ascomycota, Dipodascomycetes, Dipodascales, Trichomonascaceae.